AUAUUUUUUUCUUCAAAUUCGUUCAUCUUGUUCUUUCUCCCAACUUCCCAAUCGAAGAAAUCAAUUUGAAACCCUAAAUCCCUAAAUUCCUCCACUGCGAUGUCGCUCUCCUACUCCAACUUCUUCCUCGAUGAUAUCUCUAUACAACGAGGAAACCUCCAACAUCUUAUCCGGAGAUUUGCCGGCGGAAAGCUUCUCUGAUGUCGAUUUGUCUCCGCCGUCGGAGGAAGCGUUCGAGCGGCCGAAAUCUACGGGCUUAAUGUACUUGCAGAAAGUAUCCAGGACGAUUCAGAAAUCAUCAGUCGUUAUCUUGUGCUUGUAAGGGAUCCAAUAAUUCCAACAGCCAAUAAGCCUUUUAAGACAAGCAUUGUGUUUACAUUGGAUCAAGGUCUUAGGGUUGAUAAGAUAUAGGCUUAUAUUUGUGACUUGACCCUUUAUUCCAGCUCAAUGGAAGCCUGGUCAUUAUUGCUGAAAACGUUAUAGGCUCGAUGAAGAUUGAUGAGAACAGUGAAUCCAUACUACAUCAUGGGCAAAGGAAUUUCCUAAUCAUGAUGUUGGAAAGCAAAGCUAAUGGAAUUGAAAACUGGUUAUUUCAGUUUGAGACAACUAAAAAUUGCAACCAAUAACUUUGAUCAUCAAAAUAAGAUUGGUGAAGGAGGAUUCGGACCCGUUUACAAGGGGAUAAUGCCAGAUGGUGAUGUGAUUGCUGUUAAACAACUCUCAUCUAAUAUAUAUAUGUCAGUCCUCCUCAAACCGCCACUAAAGAGACCCUUGAAGCUUUUUUUUUCUCAGGCAAGAGAUGCUUAUUAUAGAGGAGAGACUUUGAUAGUUGAUAACAUGUUUGAUAUAGUUAAGUUGAAGCUUAAGUGGUAUGGUUCCAAAUCAGUUGUUAAGUAUCCUCGAUGCAGUAUCGGGAGGAAAUCAACUUAUGUUGAUGUUGAGCCUGUGAAUAAGUUAAUGACCACAUGGACUAAGCAGCAAGGAUAUCCUGUUGUAUCUUUUAAAGUCAAUAAUCAGAAUUUGGAGUUUGCUCAGUCACAAUUCUUGUCGAGUGGUGCUCAAAAGGGAAGGCCAAUGGAUUGUUCCAACAACACUAUGCUUUGGCUCUAUCCACGCCAGUAUCUAUAUUUUCUGUGUAUUUGGCUGUGUCAGACCUUCAUAUAUCAAUCUAACGUUGCAGUGACGCACAAUUUAAAAUUGAUGCAUUGCACCGUGAACAACAUUCCGCUGAUGGGGUUAUUUCAAAUUUAGAUGCACAUCUUUGACUAGUUUGAAACUAAUUUAUAUAUAGGAAGAAGUGUUGGAUAGAGCCAAAAAAGCAAAGGAAAAAGCAGCACGUGAAGCUACAGAGGCACAACCACAGGGUCUUGUUAUUCCUUCCUACUCAUACAUUGGAAAUAAUGUUCUGAUGCUGAUUCUGCUGUUGUGAUUGCAGAUAGUCUUAGGAGAGAGAAGUCCACAAAAGGCUUUUAAAUACACAGGAACUACUUGUUUUAAUACCGGAUCCUUUUCGAUGGAUAGUUCAUUUGUAGCGUACCAUCCUUGCUCUCAGGAAGUUGAAUUGUCAUCCUUGUGAACUGAAUAUGGUUCUUUUUGGUUCUCAUCCUCAAAAUAUCAGCAUGUUGAAUGUGCCUGCUUCAUGUUAUUUUAUUUAUCACAUAUAAAAUCGAUGCAAUGAAUGGAGUGGGGGAUCUGGUAUUGCUGCUUUUUGGGAGGGUUGAAGUCACUGCUAUCUUGUUUUUUUAGUAGGAAUGUACCUAGUCUAGUUGAGGAGGUAGUCUAUCUUUAAUUUAGAUAAUAUUUACAAGGCUAUUCAUGUAACAUAAUAUUCGAAACUGUUAUUUGGAUAGUGCA
Vicia villosa (hairy vetch) is the source of this 1854-nucleotide messenger RNA. Its product is annotated as probable serine/threonine-protein kinase PBL22. NCBI's taxonomy places the organism in Eukaryota, Viridiplantae, Streptophyta, Magnoliopsida, Fabales, Fabaceae. Gene Ontology annotation, cellular component: chloroplast thylakoid membrane. The coding region runs from base 571 to 1251 and encodes 226 amino acids. The transcript has 10 exons. The record is from RefSeq and is a predicted model, not a curated record. Gene Ontology annotation, molecular function: oxidoreductase activity, acting on iron-sulfur proteins as donors. Gene Ontology annotation, biological process: photosynthetic electron transport in photosystem I.